UUUUGUACGUUCCAUCAGUUACCGACUGGGGCUGCUUGGCGACGGUACUAUUCGUGGCGCUGGGUGAAGUCCGUGCGUUGUUGUUGGGUGGAAGCCAUUCAGCUUUGAAUGGUGUCGAGUUUCCUCGUGUGCAAGGAUUGACCAUAAAGUCAUAAAAUAAAAUCAAAAGCGUGAUUGAGAUUCUGUGAUUUUCUAUGUCUGUCGAAUUCCAGCGAAGAGUGAAACACAUGUGCCGAGGUUCUUUCCGACAUUCCAAGUGAAAAAUCCUGCUCAUUAAGUUCCAACAAAGAAGUGCAAAAGGCCAACAUCUAUUGUACGUGCGCGUAUCCUUGCUAAUUCUGCAUCCUGUUGAGUGUUUGUGUGUGUUGGUGUCGAGUGCCCAAGUGAAAGUAUCCCUUCCGGGGGAAAACCCAAGUUGGGUCAGCUUCCCAUCUGCAGGUAGCAGACAAACCUCCUGGAUACCGUGUGAAGUGUGUGGAAACAAUUUGAAAGUGAAAAUUCUUCCCUUCUGUGAGGAUCCUCGACUUCUUGACCCCAGCACCACCCGGCCGGCGGCACAAUGACCAGCGUUCAACUGUACAAAUCGCGCACAUUUGUGCUGGUGUGGCAUCUGAUUGCCAUCGGGCAGUACUACUAUGCGAUCUACUUCGAUCGGUACUUCGUUAAGAUACCGGAGGAUCUGAACAUCCCGAAAAUGAUGCGGCCCUCGGAGUACGGCGGACGGUCCAAGUUUUUGACCUACUGGUGUUUGAUUCUCCAAGCGAUCUACUUCACCGUAUGCCUGAUCAACGACUUCAUCGGUACCAAUGAGGUGGCCCCACGUAAGACACCACUCAUCCGGAAACUCAAGGACUACAUGCUGGCCGCGUUCGCCUUUCCGGUGGCCCUCAAUGUGGGAGUCACCUUCUGGACGCUGAUGGCCAUCGAUCGCGAACUGGUCUUCCCCAAGGCGCUGGAUGCCGUUUUCCCGGGCUGGCUGAACCACGUGAUGCACACUAACAUCGUGAUCUUCAUGAUCCUGGAGAUCUGCACCAGCUUCCGGCAGUAUCCAUCGCGCAAAGCCGGCCUCGCCGGGCUGGGUAUCUUCAUGGCGUGCUACCUGUCGUGGUUGCACGUCAUCCGGCACUACGGCGGAAUCUGGGUCUACCCGGUGCUGGACGUGCUGAAUCUGCCGCAGCGUAUCGUGUUCUUCGCCGUCAGCUUGGGCUUCUCCGUUGGGCUGUACCUGUUCGGAGAGUUCUUCAACAACCUGAUCUGGACCAAGGAGCUGAAACAGCUGAAGGCGGGCGCCGGUGCCAGUAAGAAGACCAAAUAGAGCGGGCCUUUUCUGACACAUUUUGUGCAAGCGUGUGUAGUAGUCGUUGUUGUUGAUGCAUGGACGAGACCGAAGCGAAGCUUGCGAUCGUUCGGUUGUUUCCAGUUUUUUUUUGCGAUAGAGUUGUCAUUUUCCAUUUGAUUUAGUCACAUCUAACCUUCGAAUAGAGACCUGUACUUUUCAUUUUCUCUAACAUUGUCGUAGAAGCUUUAAUCAAUUUAUACAAUUAAGUGCGAUUUUCCAUGUUUUUGAACCAUUGGUUUAACCCAGCAUCUGUGAUUCGUCCAACUAAUAGUUGCAAUGCAAUAAAUACAUGAUUAUCAGUUUA
Molecule: messenger RNA, 1643 nt
Organism: Aedes albopictus (Asian tiger mosquito)
Lineage: Eukaryota; Metazoa; Arthropoda; Insecta; Diptera; Culicidae
Product: androgen-induced gene 1 protein
Exons: 3
Coding region: 560-1315 (251 amino acids)
Cellular component (GO): endomembrane system; membrane
Source: RefSeq, a predicted model, not a curated record